GUGUAACCAACAUGUGGGUAAAGUACAAGAGCUGAUAGGCCACAUUCACUGCACACACACUUCCUGUUCAGAUCACAGCUCACAUAGUUUCAGCUUUCAGGAAGUGAAACUCAGACACUCGCUGCUACUGAGAGCUGAAAUGGCGCAGAAAGGAGUUCAGCUGGACCGGGAAACCUUCUCGUGUUCGAUCUGUCUGGAUCUACUGAAGGAUCCGGUGGCUAUUCCCUGUGGACACAGCUACUGCAUGAAGUGUAUUACAGGCUUCUGGGAUGGAGAGGAUGAGAAGAAGAUCCACAGCUGCCCUCAGUGUAGGCAGAGCUUCACACCGAGGCCUGUCCUGCUGAAAAACACUAUGUUAGCAGCUUUAGUGGAGGAGCUGAAGAAGACUGGACUCAAAGCUGCUCCUGCUGAUCACUGCUAUGCUGGAGCUGAAGAUGUGGCCUGUGAUGUCUGCACCGGGAGAAAACUGAAAGCCUGUAAGUCCUGUCUUACGUGUUUUAUAUCUUAUUGUGACAAACACCUCCAGCCUCAUUAUGAAUUGCCUGCCUUUAAAAAACACAAGCUGGUGGAGCCCUCCAAGAAGCUCCAGGAGAACAUCUGCUCUCGUCACGACGAGGUGAUGAAGAUGUUCUGCCGCACUGAUCAACAGUGUAUCUGUUAUCUCUGCUCUGUGGACGAACACAAAGGCCACGACACAGUGUCAGCUGCUGCAGAAAGGACUGAGAGGCAGAGAGAGCUGGAGGGGAGUCGACAAAACAUCCAGCAGAGAAUCCAGGACAGAGAGAAGGAGGUGAAGCUGCUUCAGCAGGAGGUGGAGGCCGUCAAUGGCUCUGCUGAUAAAGCAGUGGAGGACAGUGAGAAGAUGUUCACUGAGCUGAUCCGUCUCAUGGAGAAAAGAAGCUCUGAUGUGAAGCAGCAGGUCAGAUCCCAGCAGAAGAGUGAAGUGAGUCGAGUCAGAGAGCUUCAGGAGAAGCUGGAGCAGGAGAUGGCUGAGCUGAAGAGGAGAGACGCUGAGCUGAAGCUGCUCUCUCACACAGAGGAUCACAACCAGUUUCUGCUCAGCUACCCCUCACUGUCAGCCCUCAGUGAACCUACACACUCAUCCAGCAUCAACAUCCGUCUUCUGAGCUACUUUGAGGACGUGAAGGCGGCCCUGUCAGCAGUCAGAGACAAACUACAGGACGUCCUGAGAGAGGAAUGGACAAACGUCUCACCGACUGAAGUGGAUGUUUUACUGUCACCAGCAGAGCCCACCACCAGAGCUGGGUUCUUCAAAUAUUCACAGGAAAUCACACUGGAUCCAAAACCAGCAUACACACAGCUGUUAUUAUCUGAGGGGAGCAGAAAAGCAACACGCAUGGGACAACACUCUUAUUCUAGUCAUCCAGACAAAUUCACUGAUUGGCCUCAGGUCCUGAGUAGAGAGAGUCUGACUGGACAUGUGUUACUGGGAGGUGGAGCGGAGAGGGCAGGAGUUUUUGUAGCAGUCCAUACAAGAAUAUCAGCAGAGCAGGGGUGGGUAUGAAUGUGGAUUUGGACGCAAUGACAAAUCUUGGUCCUUAGAUUGUUCCAAAGCACUUAUUACAGUGCAUCACAACAAUAUCAAAACUCCCGUCUCAGGUCCUCCGUCCUCCAGAGUAGGAGUGUACCUGGAUCACAGAGCAGGUAUUCUGUCCUUCUACAGCAUCUCUGAAACCAUGACUCUCCUCCACAGAGUCCAGACCACAUUCACUCAGCCGCUACAUGCUGGAGUUUAUCUUUGUUAUGGAACCACAGCUGAGUUUUGUAAACUGAAAUAGGCUGAAGUCAUGUGAGGAACUCUUCUACUUCUUAAACUCAUUGUGUGUCCAUCAUUGUUGCUGAGAGCUGAUUGUUCAUGUCUUCACUGCACAGAGAUCAGCUGUCAAUCAAACAUUAUGGGAUGUGCUUUAACAUCUUCUCAUGAGUUGUUCUGUAGAUGUUGGAGUUUCUUUAGGCGGCGCUCCUUCCUGUGUCUGUUUAGCCAUGGAGGCUGUCACUGCUCAGGAGGAUUUCUGUUAACCUCAACUCAUAUUUCUCUGCAUGGAAAUGUAAACUUUGCUCUAAAUAUUUGUUGAAUAUUGAUAUUGAUGUAUUUGUAUGUUGUUGUUUCUCUUGUAAAGCUUGAGUCUUCAGAGAGAAAGCACCAGAGCUUCUUUCAUUGGAGAUAUUUUUUCUGGCCACUUUCUCAACAAUAGAGACAUUUAUAAUCACAUGUAUUAUUUUGACAGAUUAAAUAUUAUUGUUGCUUCCCAAAUUAAGUAACAAAUGAGUUCCCCAGAUGGUUAUAACACUUAUUUAAUCAUAAAAUGUUUAAUUAAAAUGAUAUUACUUACUGUCAUGAUCAUAAUCAAUAAGUACAUAAUUUAUUAUUCUCCUGUCAAUAGCUUAGAGUCUUUCUUUGGGAAAUACAUUGUAUAAUAUUACAGUUAUUGUUUGCAGACUAAUUGUUGUUGUUGUUGUUGUUGUUGUCCAAAUAGAAAGUGGGUACUCUGAUGUUUUAUAGAACACUAAUUAUCAUGAUAAUAAUCAAUAAGUAAAUGAUGUAUGAUUCUGUUUGAAAUAGCUGAGAUUCUGAUUGUGUGGAUGAA
Messenger RNA from Trematomus bernacchii (emerald rockcod), 2609 nucleotides. RefSeq names its product tripartite motif-containing protein 16-like. NCBI's taxonomy places the organism in Eukaryota, Metazoa, Chordata, Actinopteri, Perciformes, Nototheniidae. The record is from RefSeq and is a predicted model, not a curated record. The transcript has a single exon. Bases 140 to 1525 code for a protein of 461 amino acids. Gene Ontology annotation, molecular function: zinc ion binding.